Phasianus colchicus (ring-necked pheasant) is the source of this 8670-nucleotide messenger RNA. Lineage: Eukaryota; Metazoa; Chordata; Aves; Galliformes; Phasianidae. The record is from RefSeq and is a predicted model, not a curated record.
GCCAGGCUCCACCUUCCGAAGGGGCCGCGGAGCUGUCAGGCGGCAGCGCCGGGUCCGCGCUCGGGAGCUCCGGAGAUUGCUCCUCCUCCGCCGCCGGUCCCGCGGAUGGCCCCGAGCGCCCGCCGCCGCCUCGCCUCCCCGUAAGGGACCCGAGGGGUACGGGCUGCGGGGGGCGGGAGCCGCUUGGCCGAAAGGAAAGCUUUGGGUAGGGAUGGAGAGCGAGCGUGGGAAAAGCCCGAGCUCUCGGGAGCGGCCGGCACCAACUUUGCGGCGCUGCCCCCGGUCCCGCAGUGGGGCUCCGGUUGUGCGGGGGGGGGCUCCGAGCAGCCCGUGUUCCCCCCGCUUCUCCGCGGCCGGCUCCGACCCCGUCCCGGGGCUCGGGGUUGGGUUCGGAGAGCUUCGGGAGCGCGGGGCGGGCGGGGAGGAGCCGCGCUGCUUCGGGCAUCGCUGGCGACGGGAACCGCGGGCGCCGGGGCCGGGGCUGUAACCCGGGGAAGAGGUGCACGGGGUGGUGGCGGGGACGGGGCAGAGGCUCGUUUUCCCCCGGGGCUGAGAACAUGGCUGCCAGCGAGCCCUGAUCGCAGCCUGCUAAUGCCCGCGGAGGCUGCGUGCCGCGCUGCCCUCACUGCUGUCUGUACGUGCGUCGGGUCUCAGCUCGGUACCAACCUGCGCGCCCCGCUGCUGGGAGAGCCGCGCUGCCGCUCCCGGGCAGCCCUUCCGACGGGCGAACGGCUCUGCCCCUGCGCGGGGCAGGAGGUGCGGAGCGCCGGGAGGAGGCCGUCUGGAACUUGUUGUUCGGGUUGUUAGCGGGGAUGGAAGGGGAGAAGGGUAACUUCAAAGCUGCGGGGAAACAGCGCCGUUCCACUCAAGGUGCAGCUGACCCUGAGGACUGGCUACCGCGGGGUUCCUGGGGCUGUCCCGCUCUCGUGGCUUCGUGCAUGCAGGAUGCUGCUGCCUCGGGCUGGGGCUCUUCCACAAGACGGGCUCUGCGGUGGUGUCUGAGCAGAGAUCCAGGCUGCUCUGAGAGAAUAUUUGGGGGAAAAAGUGAUGGCAAUGAGAGAGCGACGGCAGGUGCCUGCUCCUCCAAAAGCAGCGCUCAGCGAGGGCGAAGCAUCUCUUGGCAAAGUGCUGCUCUCUGUCCCUGCCCACGGGUGUGAGGGGCUUCAGGUCGGUGCACCCAUGCACAUUUCCUCAGUGCUGCGGGGUGCUGGGAUCCAAAGGGAGCUCUGGUGCCUGCAGAAAGCGCUUUGAGGUUGACUCGGUCUGGGUUUGUUUGCUGCAGUGGGACAGGAGGGAUUUCCACCCCAUUUAAUGCCAGUGGGGCCUCUUGGCUGAACAUCACAGGAGCAGUCAGACCCUUAGGAAAGGUGGGGGCACCCAGGCUGCGGGUCCUGCUCUGGGGCUGGUGGGACACAGCCACCCCCUCCUGUUGGGCCCCACGGGGCACGCAGAGGGCAGGCGAGGUGCUGGCACCACUGGAAAACCCUCUCCUCAUUUUUUGUACCGCUGGGAGGAGAGCUAUUUUUAGGAAGAGGCAAGUUUGAUUUAAUAUCAUGUAAUUUGCUGCUGACAAUUCAGAGGCCGUCCAAAUGAGCAGCAGCUGGAUUCCCGAGGAGGCUUUUUCCUUCUCUCCCUAAGACCCGAGGCUGACAUGCCAGAAGUGGCAUUUGUUGUUCUUCAGAUUGAUGGGGGAAAGCCUCUAGGAGCAGCCCAAUCAGGGCCAUGUCCUGCCCCGCUAUCUCUGAGUAUGGGGACAGAUAGAAGGAGCUGGGAACCACAGCCAGCCCCCCUGCGCCUUUCCUUUGCAAACUGAACUAGCUCCAUGCUCCUAGCCUCUCCCUGUAUGAUUAAAGAUAAAAAACAGUUUCUGGUCCAACUAAGCAGCUCAUUUGCCUGGAAACAGAAAGCACUUUGGGGGGGGGGGGUUUCAGACAGAGCCUCUGGAGUACCUGGAGACAAGCACUGCAUCCUGCGGGAGUUUGGACACAGCGUUCCCACUUGCGCCUCCACUGCACCACCCCCAGCGCUCCAAUAAUUCCUGCUGCAGGGUUUGCUUGAGAUGCAUGUGUCUAUGCGGAGGAGAUGGGAACAUCCCCUCCCUUUGCCUCUGCCUUGGACCCUCUUGUUGUGGAAGGAAAUGGCUCUCUUCUUUUCCCCAGUGAUUGGUGCCUUGUUUUAUCAUCCAAGAACCCCGAACACCAUCCGAGCAUCCCAUCCCAAAGCACCAAAUGCUUUGCUCACACCAUUCGAGCAUCCCAAAGCACAAUUUGAGCAUCCUAAAGCACCAGUGUCUCAACACCUCCCCUGUUCGUUGAUGCAAAGGGAUGCCAACAAGCGUGCACAAAGGGCAUUUGGCCCUGAAUGACCAUCACUUGGCAGCGAUCAAUCCCUGUCUUCCGCAGGUCCAGCUCCAACGGUUUGCCUUGAGCCACAGCUCCCAGCUGCCAGGGCUGGGCACACCUCUCUCACUCAGCGCUGUUUCUCUCCAGGCAUGCAGGUUAUGCUCACUCUGGUGCUGGAACACCGCUCUCCACCAGCCCUGGCUCUGUGUUAUCCAGUUGCUCUCCACCUGGCAGCCAGCACCAAACCAGAAGCCGGCCCUAAAAUCGAGAUCUAAUUGCUCCCGUCUGCUCCUUGAAGAACAAGCGUCUCCAGGGCUGGCUGCGUGUCCUCGGGAAGCUGACAUUUCCCCUGGACCUCAGCCACCGAUUUGGUUAAGUGAAGAAGCUAAUAAAUUUUGAAGCCUGCAAAUUGAUCGGCUGGAGACUGCCACUUUGCUUGAAGCCCUCUGACAUUUCCUCUGGGGCACAGCCUUCCCCAGCACUUUUCUUCGUGUAGGUUCCCCCUCGCCUGGUUUAGAACAUAGAUUUUCAUUAGAAAAGAUUAUCAGCUGUGGGAGCCAGUGAAAGGUCAGGGCUGGCUCCGUGGAUGGAGCUGCAAUCUGUGAGUUUCCAUUCGUUCACAUCCUCUGCCCUGCAGGCAUCGUGAGCUGUGUCUUCUGUAAUUAAUAGCCUCGUUCUUUCUGCCUGUAUCAUGUUGAAUUCCCUUGCAAAAUGCUGAUGGGGAAGCUCUGGCUAGGAGCAGUGGGAUGUGUUUCACUGAGGUUACGCAGGGAAUCUCCCCAUUUGAGGCAGCCUCUCCAGCAGGUGCUGAGCCCUGGGGUGAGCAGUGGCUCAGGAAGCCCCUUGGGUCCAAAGGGUUGGGGAGCUCCAUGGUUCCCAGCAGGACCACACCAGGGGUGACCUGCUGCUGGGAAAGCAGUCUCACCCUCCAUUUCCAAGCUCAGGAGUCCCAGUGACAUUAGCCAUGUCCAUCUGAGAAGGAGUUUUGGUGCCAUGAUGCCAUCCUCUCUUUCUUUCCCACUGCAGGAAGGAGGGUGCUGGCCAGGUGCUCCAGCCGUGGCUGCCCUGAAGCUCUCAGCCUCACUGCCAGAGUGAUGCUGUGUGUGGGACCAGAACCCCUGUGCCCUUCACAGUGCCGACGUGACCCAGCAUGGUGAUGAGCCCAGGCAGCUCCUAGAGUGGUGGCCGGUGGCCCUGCAGCGGCCCCAAGAUGAGUGACGGGGGCUGGAUCACACUCAGCCCCGCUGAAUUCGCCCAGCUCCAGCAGUACACUGACUACUCCACGAAAAAGCUCAAGGAUGUCCUGGAGGAGUUCCAUGGGGAUGGUGUCCUCUCGAGGUACAACCCUGAACAGCCCAUCGACUACGAGGGCUUCCGCCUCUUCAUGAAGACCUACCUGGAGGCAGAGGUGCCCGAGGAGCUCUGCCAGCACCUCUUCACGUCCUUCAAGAGGAAGAGCUGCCAGGCAGCCCCCGAGACCCAGCGCCAGAGCCCCAGCGUCUCGCAGCUCGAGCCCAAGUCUCUUGAUGCCGGCAUCUCCAUCCAGACCGAGGUGGCCUGCGCUCCUGUCACAGGGAUCAACGGGAAAACGCUGCUCAGCGCCCUGGGACGGCACACGGCUGAGCCUAAGGGCUGCCCCAGCACAAUGGCUGAGCCGCAGCCGGCGGCGCUGAGCCCAGCCUCCAUAGCCGCUGCCUCCCCCAGCUGGUCCCGCUCGUCCUCCCAGAAGUCCACUACUGGCACCCCCUCUGCUCACAACUCCUCGGGGUCCUCAAAGAUCUCCUCGGGGUCCCUGCUCAGCCCCCAGUCGCCAGGCUCCAGGAGUUUGGAGAAGAGACUUCCCUUCAGUCUGCGGAAAAGCCAUAGCACCCUGAAAGCUGCCCCCCAGCACCCUCCGGCCCCCCUGGCUCAGGUGGUCUACCUGAAGGACAUCGUCUGCUACCUGUCCCUGCUGGAGAGAGGACGGGCAGAGGACAAGCUUGAGUUUAUGUUUCGCCUAUAUGACACCGAUGGGAACGGCAUCCUGGACAGCUCGGAGCUGGAUCGUAUCAUAAACCAGAUGGUGCACGUGGCUGAGUACCUGGAGUGGGACUCCACUGAGCUGAAGCCUAUCCUGAAGGCGAUGAUGGAGGAGAUUGACUACGACCACGACGGGAACGUGACGCUGGAAGAGUGGAUCCGGGGCGGCAUGACCACCAUCCCCUUGCUGGUGCUGCUGGGAAUGGAGACGAAUGUGAAGGAUGAUGGGCAGCAUGCCUGGAGGCUGAAGCACUUCAAGAAGCCCGCCUACUGCAACUUCUGCCGCACCAUGCUGCUGGGCGUCCGCAAGCAGGGCCUCUGCUGCUCCUUCUGCAAAUACACCGUGCACGAGAGAUGUGUGUCCAAAGAUAUCGCCUCCUGCAUCAGCACCUACGUGAAGUCCAAGAGGAACACCAAUGUGAUGCAGCACACCUGGAUUGAGGGCAACUCCCCCGUCAAGUGCGACCGAUGCCACAAGAGCAUCAAGUGCUACCAGGGCAUCACCGGUCUGCACUGCGUCUGGUGCCAAGUCACCCUCCACAACAAAUGUGCCUCCCACGUCAAGCCGGAGUGCGAUGGGGGCCCUCUGCGGGACCACAUCUUGCUUCCUUCCUACAUCUGCCCAGUGGUUCUGGAGCGGCAAUCCCACUGCCGCAGGUCCGACAGCGAGUCUCCGGCCGGCACCAGCCCCGAGGAUGGGCAGAGCUUCAAGUUCAACUCCACCACAGUGGAUGGGCAAGGGCUGCAGAUCAGCCCCCGGCCUGGGACGCAUCCCCUGCUGGUGUUUGUGAACCCCAAGAGUGGAGGGAGGCAAGGAGAGCGGGUCCUCCGAAAGUUUCACUACCUGCUCAACCCGCGGCAAGUGUACAACCUGGACCGUGGUGGACCUGCUCCUGGGCUGAGCUUUUUCCGGGACACUCCAGAUUUCCGUGUUCUGGCCUGUGGAGGGGAUGGCACCGUGGGCUGGAUCCUGGACUGCAUAGACAAGGCAAACUUGCUGAAGCACCCACCAGUGGCCGUCCUGCCCCUGGGAACAGGCAAUGACUUGGCCCGGUGUCUGCGCUGGGGCGGAGGCUAUGAGGGUGGCAGCCUGAUGAAGGUGCUGAAAGACAUUGAGCACAGCACGGAGGUGAUGCUGGACCGCUGGCAGAUAGACGUGAUUCCCAGUGACAAGGAGGCCAACGGGGACCCUGUCCCAUACAGCAUCAUCAACAACUACUUCUCCAUCGGGGUGGAUGCCUCCAUUGCCCACCGCUUCCACAUCAUGCGAGAAAAGCACCCUGAGAAAUUUAACAGCAGGAUGAAAAACAAGCUGUGGUACUUCGAGUUUGGCACAUCGGAAACCUUUGCGGCCACCUGUAAGAAGCUCCAUGACUACGUUGAGGUGGAGUGUGAUGGGACCCUGCUGGACCUGAGCAACGCUUCCUUGGAGGGCAUCGCCGUCCUCAACAUCCCCAGCAUGUAUGGUGGCUCCAACCUUUGGGGCGAGACCAAGAAGCAGCGUGGCUACAACCGCCUGAGCAAGAAAGCACCGGAGAAACCGCACGCAGCGGUGGUGACCGACGCCAAGGAGCUCAAGUUCUGUGCACAGGACCUCAGUGACCACCUGCUGGAGGUGGUGGGGCUGGAGGGCGCAAUGGAGAUGGGGCAGAUCUACACGGGGCUGAAGAGCGCUGGGAAGAGGCUGGCCCAGUGUUCAGCUGUCACCAUCAGGACCUCCAAGCUGCUGCCCAUGCAGGUGGAUGGGGAGCCCUGGAUGCAGCCAUCCUGCACUGUCAAAAUUACACAUAAAAGCCAAGUGCCAAUGCUGCUGGGCCCUCCCCAGAAGAGCAGCUUCUUUUUCCUGAAGAGGAGAAACCGAACUCGAGAUUAAGCCGAGUGAAAAGAGCCGCAGCCCAGAGGCAACCAGACACCCUGGGCAUCCUGUGGGCUGCAAACCUUCAUCUCUGCACAUCCUGACUCUUCUCCCUGCUUCACAAACACUGCGCUGGAAAGUGGGUGCAGGCUGUGCAGGGCAGGUCCUGCUGCAGGACCCGUGCUGAGGUGGGGAAGGAUUCCAACCCAGCCCACUCAGCCCAGCGGGAUGCUCUGUCUCAGGAACAUUUGGGAUCUCCUUCCCAGCUACCACAAGUAUUUUCUCCAGCCAGGAUCGGAGCAAUGGGCAAAGGCAGCUUGGCGUGCAGGCGUGCUAGAACUGGUUUUUUUUUUUUUUCCCUUUAUUUAAAGAACUACCCCCUUCCUGCCAGCAGAGCUGCAAACGAAUGCAUUCCUGAGAAAAGCCGAGCUUCACUUAUUUAUUUUUAAUCCUCCUGAAGGACACUUGGUGUUUUGCUGCACUGGCUUUCUUGUCCACCAGACCUGCACAUCUGAGAAGUUAUUUAUUUCCUUAGCCUUGAGGACUCGGCUGCCCAACCCUCGCUUCCCUUGCUGCUCUCCAAGCAGGUUUCCAUGCCUUCAGUUGGCUCUCCUGACUUGCUUCAGAGCAGAUGCAGACACAGCACUCGCUGUCGGCUCUGAAGCACGGUGCCACAGGGUGUGAAGCAGGCUGUGUGGGGACACAGCUCACCUGGGAUACGGAGCUGGGCUCAGGGCAGGCAGGAGAAGGCAUCACUGGGAAGAGGGAACAGCCAGCUCUGUGUUUGGACCUCGCAUCUGGAUUUGUAUUUAUGUAUUUAUUGAACAAACUUCAAGGGGUCACUUCCUUCGUAAUGGGAUGAGGUUGGACACAAAUGCCACCCCCAUUUUGGCUGGCCAUCCUUGUGGCAGUGCGCCUGGUGCGGGCUGCAACCCCCAGCAACUCCAUCCUCGCUCCGUGCAGCUGCUGGGAGAGCGAUGCAGCAUUUCCCAUCACCUAAAAGCUCCUCCAGCUUGGAAGCAUCACCUUUUCAUUCAUCCCAGUGAGGACUCACUCUGCUUCAGAUGCUGUUGGGUUGCCACAGGGAGCAAUAUGAGCAGCCGGCCCUUCAGUUUGUUGCAGCCAGGUCUCUCCCUGACCCAUCCCAAAGCCAAGGAUGUGGCUUUGAAGCCCAGCUCCUCCCCCAGAAAACAGAGAAAUGCAUGACAUGCCAUGAGCAGAACGCAUCCCCUGCUCCAAAUAGCUGGGAUCUGCCAGCAGUGAGCCCCAGAAAGGUUUGCUGAUUUCUUCUGCCACCACACACUGCCCCCUAUCCUCUCAUGGCCCUGCACAGAGGACCACGGCUCCAAAGCCAGCCUCCUCCCCCUCCAUCAGCCCCCUCGGGAUGCUCUGUGCUGCUGAGAGCAGCAUUCCCCCAAGUGCAGAGCUGCUGCCGUCAUUAGGUUUCAGAGUUAACAGCACGCUGAAAAGUGUUUGUCACCCCCUCAGGCACAGACACUGUAGGCAGCACCGUUCAAGUGCAGCGACCUGCGCACUCCCUGCGGCACAUAAAUCCACCCUCCUCUGCUCCUCGCCGGGGGCAGCCAUUAAUGAGUAGCCAGGUGAAAGCUUAUGGGACGGGUGCCAAAAUAAACCCUGAAGUUCUCCUGAAACGGCAGCCUCCAUUUCUCCCAGUCCCCUCCCUGAUGUUAUCUGCAGACCUCAACACUGGCACCUGGGGAGGAUUAAAAUGAAACAAAACAACAACCUCAAAGCCUGCACCGCUCUGCUUGGGGCGCAGGAUGACAAGACACGAGGGCAGGGACAUUCAUAGAGGCAGGUUUGGCUUCCUUUCACUCCCCAUUUAGUCUCAACCUGCUGUUUUGUGCUGUGACCAUGGCAGAAGGUGUCUGUAUGCAAGCAGCAGCAUUUUUCUCCGCAGACUGAUCCUUGCACCUGGUCACGGUUUGGUGGGCUCAUGCUUUGGGCAAAGAUCAGUGCCAGGGCCGUUCUGCUUGGCUUUAGCAAUAGUGAUGGCAGAGCAGGGGGGCACAGGUGGUUCGGGCUGCCAGGGCUGCUGCCUCUUCUGUGGGAUGCAGCGUGGAUCAUGCCAGAGGCAUCGCACAACAGGACCUGCAGCUGGCAGCCACCUUAGCCCCAGGCUCUACCCUGGGGGGCUCACAGGGUGAUAGCUGCCUGGCUCAGCCGGUGCCUUUCACACCAGCCCCCAUUUAUACCCCGAAAGGCCAUAGGUUGGAGCUCCCAGCCUCCCCAGGGCAGGCUCUGUUCCCAUCCUCCUGCUAUGUCCGUAGCCAUGGUUGCCUGCAUGGAAAUAGUGUGGCGUCCGUAGCGUAGCGUGUGUUGCCGUGUACACCCGGCCUGCUGUGGGCUUGUGUCAAAUAAAGGUGGUGAUGAAGCACUCAGCUGGUCCUGAGCAUGGGGGUCCCCAUUUCCCAGCCAUUUUGGGGACACAGU